Molecule: messenger RNA, 3615 nt
Organism: Pelodiscus sinensis (Chinese soft-shelled turtle)
Lineage: Eukaryota; Metazoa; Chordata; Testudines; Trionychidae
Gene: FAM20C
Product: FAM20C golgi associated secretory pathway kinase
Biological process (GO): enamel mineralization; protein phosphorylation
Cellular component (GO): Golgi apparatus
Molecular function (GO): protein serine/threonine kinase activity
Source: RefSeq, a predicted model, not a curated record
UAUCAUUGUAACGUUUAUUUAGCCAAUCUCUUAACUAUGACGUCUGGAUCCAUGGCUUGCUCAUAAUAUUUAACACACCCACUAAAGGCUGGAGUUGCAGCGCUACUAGUCCAACCAGUCAGUGUAGCUGAAAGGGGUUUUCACUCUGCACCUGCCAAAGACCUUUCUCCCUCUUUCUCUGCCUCUCCCUUUCUCUCGCAAGGCAGAUCUGUACGACCCCGCAGAGAUCAAAGACAGCACCUCCCUCGCUAAGAAGAACCGCUGUUGUUUUGUGCUAGUUUCUUUCCUCUUCUCUCUCUCCUUCGGUGCGUGCUUUACCUUGCCGUAGCGCCAUCGGGCAGUUUUGCAACCCCAAAACAAAACAAAAUAACAAAAAGCCAAACCAAAACAACUCUCCCCUCCCCUCCCAAAAAAACCCCGCGGAGCCCCAGCCUGGAUCCAGCCAGCACACUGAGUUGGACCCUAGUUGACUACUCAUCUCUCCCCAGCGCUGGAUGCGAUGGAUGAAGACUCUGGACACAGGCUAAGAAAAGCAUUUUCCAGCCCAUGUUUUUAAACAGUCUGGCGGAGGAGCGCUUGUGUCCCACGGCUGCAUCACUGGUCAAUUUCAAAGGAUGGGGGGCAGCGUUUCCAGCACCUCGAAAUAUGAUGGAUGAUUUUUGCUGCCGCUGAACGCCUUUCUCUCUUUAAACAGCCUCAAGGAAAAGACCGGGGCAAUUGGGCAGACGGGUUUAGACGCUGAACUGCUGCUGGCUUUGUGUUCCCAUUGAUGUGCAAAGCCUUGACUCCGUGCGGUGGGGAUUUUCGUCUGGCCGAGUCCUGGAUGAGACUCGACCAAGAGGAACGAGGACCGAGCGCUUGCAGAAUAUUUACUUUCUUCGCUUGCCGGGUUGAUUUGUUCUCCGAGCAGGGGGGCAAAAAAGACAAAACACAUCGAGACUCGAGCUUUUUCUGUGAAAGGGCUCCUUUAAAUAUUUAAAUCACCCCUUUGCUUCCCCCCCCCUUUAUAAUUUAUUAGAAGCCCCCUUGACAAUGAAGAUGAUUUUAGUGCGGAGAUUCAGGGUGCUGAUCCUGAUGGUGUUUUUGAUCGCCUGCACCAUGCACAUCAUGAUCGAUCUGCUCCCCAAGCUGGAGAAGCGAGCGGCCAGGACCGAGGGCCAGGCGGGCUGCUCGUGCGCUCAGCCCCCGAGCGAGGAGGCGCAGGGCUGGGGGAAGCCGCGAGCGAAGGGCGGCUCGGAAGCCGGCUGGCCUAACAAGCACACGCUGCGGAUCCUGCAGGAUUUCAGCAGCGACCCCGGCUCCAACCUCACCUCGCACUCGCUGGAGAAGCUCGGCGCGGCCUCGGAGAAAGCCGAAGCUUUUAAGAGGCUGGAACAAAGCGCCAGGAGCCAGGAUCUGGGGCAUAAGCCGCUCAUCCAAGAUGGGAGCCCGGGCGCCCAGCCCCUGGGGAAGGGGUACUCCAAGCUGGCGGCUCUCUUCGAGCAGCCCCUGUACAAGAUCGCCACGCCGGAGCUGGCGGAGGAGGAUGUCUUGUUCAAUGUCAACAGCGACAUCCGAUUUAACCCGAAAGCGGCCGAGAACCAGGACUGGCAAAAUGAAGGUAAUGAAGAUGAGGAAUUUUUACCCACUGGAGAAACAUCUGUAGAUUCCUACCCAAACUGGUUAAAAUUCCACAUUGGUAUUAAUCGCUAUGAGUUGUAUUCCAGACACAAUCCUGUAAUUGAGGCUUUGCUACAAGACCUGGUCUCCCAGAAGAUAACCAGUGUUGCAAUGAAAUCAGGAGGCACCCAGCUAAAGCUGAUCAUGACAUUCCAAAAUUAUGGACAAGCACUUUUUAAACCAAUGAAGCAAACCAGAGAACAGGAAACUCCACCUGACUUCUUUUAUUUCUCAGACUAUGAAAGGCAUAAUGCAGAAAUAGCAGCAUUUCAUUUGGACAGGAUCUUGGAUUUUCGUCGUGUUCCACCUGUUGCCGGUAGAUUGGUUAAUAUGACCAGGGAAAUUAGAGAUGUUACUCGUGACAAGAAAUUGUGGAGGACAUUUUUCAUUUCACCAGCAAACAACAUCUGUUUCUACGGCGAGUGCUCAUACUAUUGCUCAACCGAGCAUGCUCUUUGUGGAAAGCCAGAUCAGAUUGAAGGGUCCCUCGCUGCUUUCCUACCUGACCUGUCUUUAGCUAAAAGGAAAACCUGGAGAAAUCCAUGGCGGCGCUCCUACCAUAAACGCAAGAAAGCAGAAUGGGAAGUUGAUCCAGAUUAUUGUGAGGAGGUUAAACAAACACCACCCUAUGACAGUGGGACCAGAAUUUUGGAUAUCAUGGAUAUGACAAUUUUUGAUUUUCUAAUGGGAAACAUGGAUCGACAUCACUAUGAAACCUUUGAAAAGUUUGGAAAUGAAACAUUUAUUAUCCACUUAGAUAAUGGAAGAGGAUUUGGAAAAUAUUCCCAUGAUGAGCUCUCCAUAUUGGUGCCUUUAAACCAGUGCUGCAGGAUAAGGAAGUCUACCUAUCUGCGAUUACAGUUAUUAGCCAAGGAGGAGUACAAACUAAGUCACUUGAUGGAAGAAUCUUUACUAAAAGAUAAAGUUGCACCCAUCCUUUACCAGCUGCACCUAGAGGCAAUGGACCGAAGGCUACGGAUUGUUCUCAAAGCUGUUAGUGACUGUAUAGAAAAGGAUGGUUAUGAUAAUGUGGUUGAAAAUGACUUUGACAAUGAGGUUAACACUCUUACAACCAAGAGGUAGUGAAAUCACAUGAAUGCAUUUUUACUAGCUAAGUAAAGAAGAUAAAAAGUCUUGCAAAAGACUGUGUAUGCAACUUCGUGAAUUCAGUGAAUUCAAAAAUGAGAUAUAAUUGUUCCCAAAGUAGGUAAAGUGUAGAAUCUGUGAAGGAUUAGUUAAUUAAGAAAAAUAAGUCUAAUGUGAUGCUUUUAAAUAGUUCUUAAAUGAGAAUAUGAAAAGGUUUGGAAUAUAUUGAGAUCACUGACAAGCGACUCUAGUCUGGUGGCAAAACACUUCCUGCUCUUUUUGUAUAGACAGGAGGCCUUUAUUUAAUAUUUUGUAUUUAUAUAUGAUAUAUCUAUGAAAACCACAGACCUACCUACCAAAUUUAACAAAAAAAGGACAGCAUAGUUUUGUGACUCACAAUUUAUUCUUGGUGACAGUCCACUUGGUAUUUUGUGUUAACCCUUUAAGUGCUCUCAUUCACUGUACCUAAUUUAAAUUGACUGCUUUGUUUUUCAGCUACUCGGCAUUUAAAGGGUUAAGACACAUGAACUUUUAAAAGCAAAAAUAACAACAAUAAUAAUAAAUAGAGUGUUUAGCUGAAAGGGGAUUUUGAUAAUUGUGCAUUGACAAGAAUACUUGAAUGUUGGUUUUACAGAGUGAUGUAAAAUGACAAGUUGUACUAUUUAUCCAUAAGAAAGCAGCAGCUCUGAUCUUUCUAGACUAUUGUAGUAGGGCUGUUACUUUUCCAACGUUGCUUUUGAUAGUUUUGUGUAAAUAUAUACAUAUAUGGGUAAAAGCUGCUUUGGGCAGCUUCUAGGCUUACUUUUGCAGCAUUUUUGUGGAAUCGUUUGCAAUGUGGUAAAAGUGCAAUAAAGAUAUGGCAAAUGUGUA